This is a messenger RNA of Euleptes europaea (tarantolino), 867 nucleotides long. Its product is annotated as phosphatidylinositol transfer protein beta isoform-like. Bases 7 to 822 code for a protein of 271 amino acids. The record is from RefSeq and is a predicted model, not a curated record. Gene Ontology annotation, biological process: phospholipid transport. Lineage: Eukaryota; Metazoa; Chordata; Lepidosauria; Squamata; Sphaerodactylidae. Gene Ontology annotation, molecular function: phosphatidylinositol transfer activity; phosphatidylinositol binding; phosphatidylcholine binding. The transcript has 11 exons. Gene Ontology annotation, cellular component: cytoplasm.
GGGAGGAUGGUGCUCAUCAAAGAGUUCCGGGUCGUUCUGCCUUGCUCCGUGGAGGAGUAUCAGGUGGGGCAGCUGUUCUCCGUGGCGGAGACCAGCAAGAACAACACUGGCGGAGGUGAAGGAAUCGAGGUCCUCAAAAACGAACCCUACGAGCGUGAGGGGGAGCGGGGACAGUACACCCACAAGAUCUACCACCUCCAGAGCAAAGUGCCGGGAUUCAUUAAGAUGUUUGCCCCCGAAGGGUCGCUAGUUGUCCAUGAGAGAGCUUGGAAUGCCUAUCCCUAUUGCCGAACUGUUAUUACGAACGAAUAUAUGAAGGAUGAUUUCUUCAUCAAAAUUGAAACGUGGCACAAACCUGAUCUAGGUGACCAAGACAACGUCCACGGGCUUGAUGCGGAGACCUGGAAAGAUGUUGAGGUAGUCCAUAUAGACAUUGCCGACAGGACGCACGUGUCAGACCAGGAUUACAAACCAGAUGAAGACCCAGCUCUUUUCAAAUCGAUGAAGACCGACAGAGGGCCUCUUGGUCCAGACUGGAAGCGGGAACUAGCAAAUAAUGAAGAUUGCCCUCACAUGUGUGCCUACAAACUUGUGACAGUGAAGUUCCGCUGGUGGGGCCUUCAAGGUCGAGUGGAAAAGUUUAUCCAGAAGCAAGAAAGACGCCUCUUCACCAACUUCCACAGGCAGCUGUUUUGCUGGUUGGAUAAGUGGGUGGAUUUAAGCAUGGCCGAUAUCCGACGAAUGGAGGAAGAGACUCAGAGGGAGCUUGACGAGAUGCGCCAGAAAGGCACGGUGAGAGGGAUGACAGCCGGGGAUGAAUGAGCGCCCCCUGCUGCCUGGGCCAAGAAGUGACAAGGUAAAACUGAC